Messenger RNA from Clunio marinus, 1442 nucleotides. The record is from the annotation of a GenBank genome assembly. Lineage: Eukaryota; Metazoa; Arthropoda; Insecta; Diptera; Chironomidae.
GUUUAUAAUUUCAUAAUCCUUGUAAUUAUUAUUUUUAUUUGAUCACUCAUUAAAAUAGUGUAUUUUGAAUAAUUUAAACACAAAAAAGUUCAAGAGUUAACAGCAUCAUCAUGAAUGACAACCACAGACAACUGAUUAUAAAAAGGAUCAAUGAGCUUGUGCAUUAUACGGAUUUCAAAACAAUGAUUAAUGCGUGCCUCAAGAAAAAAGUGUUAACAGAUGUGAUGGCUGAUAUAAUCUACAAAGAUGGAAUAGAUGAUAUGGACAGAAACCGUUUAUUGUUCAUGAAGUUGACUCAUCGGGGACCUAAAGCUUUCGAUAGAAUCAUCGAUAUAUUAAAAGAAAAUAACUUUGAAGAAGCAUACAAGAUUCUUAAUGCUUCACCUAUUCCAGCAGCUACAUUUACAUCUAAAGAUGAUGUUGUGAUGGAGGACGAAAACAGGUUUCUAUCAAUUAAAGGCACGACUAAUAAAAUAUCUUCUAAUUCCAUUCCUUAUGCUCCGCCAAGUCCAAUUGAUUAUUCCGUUGACAGUGAUGACAAAGACUCAACAACAACAUUUGAUGGAUCAAACAUGACUAAAAUUAUUAAGAAAAAAAUCAAACUCGAGCCUUAUACAGCAAAAACAUCAUUUUAUGAUCGUGACUUGGAAGUUAAGCGAGCAGCAAAUUUUGGUUCACAUCCCAAACUUCAAGUUUAUAACAUGAAAUCAAAGAAACGAGGAGUUUUCUUCUUUGUCAAUAUUAUCAAAUUUGUUGCUGGUAAAGCUGAUCGAACUGGAGCAGAACAAGAUCGUGAGAAUCUCGUUACACUUUUCAGAGAAAUGAAUUACACGGUUUUCUAUUACGAAGAUUUGACGCGAAAUGAAUUUUUCGAUCUUAUGAGACUUUUAAUCAAAUCUGAUUAUCUUAAGAAUAUUGACUCCUUCAUAUUUUGUAUUCAAACUCAUGGUACUUUGUAUAAAAACCAUACAAUAAUGGAUUUUAGUGAUGGGCCUACAUGUAGCAUUGAAGACGUUCUUCAAAUGUUUUCCAAUACAAAUUGUGAGAGUUUGGCGUUUAAACCAAAAGUUUUCUUUUUUCCAUUUUGUCGAGGUUCAAUUUCCGAUAAAGAAAAGCAUAUUAAAUUACAUUCAAUUGAAACGGAUAGUGGAGGUUUUAACCUUUCAGUGCCAUCAUACAGUGACAUUCUAAUCUGUUACGGCACCGUCCCAGGAUUCCAAACGCAUCGUGAUACCGGUUUUGGAAGUUGGUAUGUAAGGGAGCUUUGCAAAAUUGUUGCUGAUCAUGCAUGCGACACACAUAUUGAGGAUAUGUUGAAAAUGGUUGGCAGCAAAACGAUGGAACGAAGAGAUGAGGGAAGACUACAAGUUGCUUCGACUGAGAAUCGGGGAUUUUAUAAACUUUUAUAUUUUAAUCCGAAAAUAUUUGAUUUUGCUAAUUAA